AUAUGCGCUGGGCUCUUUGCAAGGUGUCCGAUGAAGCUAGAGGUCGUCGCUCGGCCAUAAGCAUGUCUGGAUUCUUGCAUACCUCAUCCAGGUAUUACUGUGCGUGAUACAACGACGUGCCCAUCACCUUCUUUGCCCACCCUAUACCUGCGAAACGCUUUCAGCCUCCUAAAACGGUAGAGGUACCGCUUCUGAAUCAUGUCAAAGCAUCACCCAGACCUCAUCCUUUGCCGCAAGCUACCCGGUGUGGCCAUCGGGCGGCUGUGUGAGAAAUGCGACGGAAAGUGUCCAAUUUGCGACUCGUACGUCCGGCCCGCCACACUCGUUCAUAUCUGUGAGGAGUGCAACUUUGGGACGUACGGAGGUCGCUGUAUUGUCUGCGGCUCGCCCGGCAUCUCAGAUGCAUAUUACUGCGCCGAAUGCACACGGCUGGAAAAGGACAGAGAUGGGUGUCCCAAAGUGGUCAAUCUGGGCGCGAGUAGAGUGGACUUGUUCUAUUUACGAAAAGCAGGGAAGCAAGGGAAUGGGUUCCAACGAGGGUAGUCCAAGUUGCAAGUCGGUUCCUCCUCUUGCUGGUCGCGACUUGCCACGUCAUUUACCGGCUCAGUUGUACGCAUGGCGCUUAAUGAAGUCUUCACUCGCAACUGCAA
Tilletiaria anomala UBC 951 is the source of this 650-nucleotide messenger RNA. RefSeq names its product putative Pre-mRNA splicing factor ini1. Lineage: Eukaryota; Fungi; Basidiomycota; Exobasidiomycetes; Georgefischeriales; Tilletiariaceae. Gene Ontology annotation, cellular component: U2 snRNP; precatalytic spliceosome; U12-type spliceosomal complex. Bases 199 to 543 code for a protein of 114 amino acids. The record is from RefSeq and is a predicted model, not a curated record. The transcript is spliced from 4 exons. Gene Ontology annotation, biological process: mRNA splicing, via spliceosome.